UCGUUUCUCCCAGGAUUGCAGGAGAAGCUUUUCUCACCCGUGCCCCUACGCCCCUCCUCCUUCUCCUCCUCCUCACCCGACUUCAGAAGAUUGCUGCUGGAGACCCAGGAUGUGCGGGGAUAGUCGGUCUUGCCGGUGCAAUUCAGCUGAAGCUUCUGGGUCCCCUGGUGACUUUUGACACCAAAGACAGGGACGACCUAACCAGUCCUUGGGGCCUUUCGUGAACUGUGGACUGGAAAAUCCUCUACGAACUACUUGCCCCCUUUUCUGUCCUUGGCACAGGAUAAUACAGAUCAGAGCCUCCUUGUAGGGAGGGGGUGAUUCCAGAGCCAGUGUCUGUUUUCUUGCUUUCCUCUAGCAGACGUCAAAAGCAGACAUGGGUUGUUUCUGUGCCGUUCAGGAAGAAUUUUAUUGCGAAGUUUUGCUCUUGGAUGAGUCAAAGUUAAUUCUCACCACCCAACAGCAAGGGAUCAAGGCACUGUCUUCCUCUGGUUUUCUUCCCUUUGGGAAAGAGAGAUCCAGGUCCCAUAGUGUUCAUGCCUCAGUCUACACAGUAACUCUUAAAAAGAAGUCAACGAAAGGUUCUGUCAUCCUUGACUACAUAUUCCAUCACAUAAACCUAGUGGAGAUAGAUUAUUUUGGACUGCGUUACUGUGACAGAAACCAUCAGACGUACUGGCUGGAUCCUGCAAAAACCCUUGCAGAACACAAAGAAAUGAUAAACACUGGCCCUCCAUAUACUUUUUAUUUUGGCAUCAAAUUCUAUGCUGAAGAUCCCUGUGAACUUAAAGAAGAAAUAACCAGAUAUCAGUUUUUUUUGCAGGUGAAACAAGAUGUGCUACAAGGGCGACUGCCCUGUCCAAUCAACAUUGCUGCUCAGCUGGGAGCAUACGCUCUCCAAUCUGAACUUGGAGAUUAUGACCCAUAUAAGCACACUCCAGGAUAUGUGUCUGAGUACCGAUUUGUUCCAGAUCAAAAGGAAGAACUUGAAGAUGCCAUAGAACGAAUACACAAAACUCUAAUGGGUCUAGUACCUUCUGAGGCAGAAAUAAAAUACUUGGGAAUUGCCAAAUCCUUAGAAAUGUAUGGAGUUGACCUUCAUCCUGUCUAUGGAGAAGGCAAGUCUGAAUAUUUCUUAGGUUUAACUCCUGUGGGUGUGGUUGUCUACAAGAAUAAGAAACUAGUAGGGAAAUAUUUCUGGCCGCGAAUUACAAAAGUUCACUUUAAAGAGACACAGUUUGAACUCAGAGUGCUGGGAAAAGAUUGCAAUGAAACCUCAUUCUUUUUUGAAGCCCCAAGUAAAAGCACUUGUAAACAUCUCUGGAAGGGUUGUGUUGAGCAUCACACAUUCUUUAGGAUACCAGAAAAUGAAUCAAAUUCUUUGUCAAGAAAACUCAGCAAGUUUGGUUCCAUGAGUUAUAAACACCGAUACAGGACAGCCUUACAAAUGAGCCGAGAUCUUUCUGUUCCUCUCCCUCGGCCCAAUCAGAAAGUGGAAAGAAGUCGGAGCAAGACCUAUCCUAAGAGAACAGCACAAAUACAACCAUCAGGAUCAAACAGCAUACACCAGGUUACUGCAAAUAUGGAAAAUGGAGUGAAUGAAGGAACCACCAAAAUUAUUGCACCCUUGCCAGUUAAAAGCUUUAAGAAGUCAAAAUUUGAAAAUAGCCCUGAAACCCAAAGAAGCAAAACAAAUGCACCAUGGGAGGAAAAUGGACCACAGGGAGGACUGUACAAUUGUUCCAAUGACCGGAAUAAAUCACCGAAGUUCCCUUAUUCACGGAGACGAAACCCAUCUGGCAGUAGUGACCAUGAGCCUGGACAGCCAAUUAGGAGAAGGAAAGCACGUAACAGUGGUGAGGACUCAGAUCUAAAGCAAAGGAGAAGGUCCCGCUCACGGUGUAACACAAGUAGUGGUAGUGAAUCUGAAAAUUCUAAUAGAGAACAUCAGAAAAAGAGAAACAGGUUAAGGCAGGAGAAUGGCAUGAUUGACUCAGUGCCUCAGUGGGAAGCGGCAUUGAGGAAUCAAAAGGAAAAAAAUGAAGCCAACCGCAAUAAUCGGCGAUCCCGACACAGAUCACGCUCGAGAAGCCCAGAUAUCCAAGCAAAGGAAGAGCUGUGGAAACAUAUUCAGAAAGAACUUGUGGAUCCUUCUGGAUUGUCAGAAGAACAAUUAAAAGAGAUUCCUUACACCAAAAUAGAGACUCAAGGUGACCCAAUUCGAAUUAGGCAUUCUCAUUCCCCUCGAAGUUACCGCCAGUACCGAAGAUCCCAGUGUUCAGACGGAGAGAGAUCAGUUCUGUCGGAAAUGAAUGCAAAGACUGAUCUAGUGCCGCCACUUCCUGUGACUCGAUCUUCAGAUGCACAGUGUUUUAGUGGUUCUACUUCCUAUCAGAUUAGAAUUGGGUCUAAAGACAGCCUUAUACAAGAAAAACCUCAGAUAUCUACAAGCAACUUGGAUGGAAAACACAGCACAAAGAUAAUAAAGACCAUACAAACAUCCCACUUCAAAAUGGACACUUGAUCUGUGACAAAGUACCAGUAUUGUUCCUUUGAAUCUGUAAAUUAUGCCAUUGUAACCUUAAUCAAGUGCUUCAAUGUACAAGAUCUUUAAAUGUCAGUAUGUUUUGGUUUAAAGGCCUGAAAAGAUAUUUAAGUUAUACUGAUGCCAGAUGCUUCAGAAAUGGCCCCGCGGCUACAUCCUUAGUACUUCUGGGCUUUUCUACCAACCUGAAACCUUUGUCUUUAUUUACUUAAGUGCCGAGUCUCCUUGAGCACUAAGGCUUUUGUAUUCCCAAACACAGGAAUGAGUUCUCAAAAUUGGAUAGUCUUAAAUGUUAAUCUUCAUAGGCUCUUUACAAAUUAUUCAGAAGCUACAUUGGCCAUAUUCAAACACUGGAAUACCAGCUAUGAGUUUUAGGGCAUGUGUUUAUAAUGAGGGUUGUUCCCUUUUAUUAUCUUAAAUCUCUAGGGAUUGGACUGCCACUUGCAUGGCAGCACCACAAAUGCAAAGGGGAGGUAGAGGCAGCAGACAGAGACUACCAACCUUUUGUCAGGGGAUCAGAACACCUACUUUUGGCCUAUUUCUUCAUU
Messenger RNA from Vombatus ursinus (common wombat), 3093 nucleotides. RefSeq names its product erythrocyte membrane protein band 4.1 like 4A (gene EPB41L4A). The transcript is spliced from 24 exons. The record is from RefSeq and is a predicted model, not a curated record. Bases 377 to 2524 code for a protein of 715 amino acids. NCBI's taxonomy places the organism in Eukaryota, Metazoa, Chordata, Mammalia, Diprotodontia, Vombatidae. Gene Ontology annotation, cellular component: cytoskeleton.